AGCUGUGGAAAUUAUGCCUACAUGGAUCCGUAUCGGUUUAUGUAGGACUUUGAAAUGCAAAGCCCCUCAUCUCUGGGCUAGGAACAAAGAAGACAAACUGCAGCGCUGAGUCACGUCGGAAAAAAAAGUGCUGUGAAGUCACGUGCCAUAAACGGGAAGUGAGCCACAACUCUAGCGAGGAUAGCCUCAGCCUUAAUUCAGCUUGCUUUCUGAGUGAAACGGGUUUGCGCCGUUCGAUUUUCAAGGAGGAAUGCACGUGGGCAUCACUUUUAGCCCCCUGUAUUGGGCAAGACAAUCUUGUAGUCCAAGGCAGGGAGGACAUAAAGGCAAGCUAACGCAUUCAGCACAUGGGCGCUUCAAGCCUUGACGAGCAUCCUCGCCCACCGCCCCAACCCCAGCACCUCAAGCCGGGAGCGCAAGAGCGCAUGCGUAGCGGGUCGCCCGCUUUUCCGUGUCACGCGCUUGCGCAUUGGUAGCCGUGCCCGGGCAAGAGCGAUAGUCGCGUUCGGCAAAAGAUGGUUGGCUGGCGCGCCGAUAUAAGGUCUUCUCUAUGAAGCCGGAAGCGCGUCAGCAAGCGCGGAAGAGAGCGCGAGGAGCCGGAGCAGCCGUUCGCUUUCGGCGUCGAGGGAAGAGGACCGGGAUGUCGGUGCCCGCCGCGUGCGCUCUGUCGCGGCAAGGGCAGUCAGAACCGCGGGUCAAGGCGGUGCGCGGGGACAGUCGGGAGAGCGAGGAAGACGAAGAACAGUCGGAGCCGCGGAGGUGGGAUGGAGAAGCGGUAUUAGGGAAAGACCGGUGCGAGCGGGACUCGCUGCAGCAAUUGGCGACCACGAAGGCGGACGGAAAAGAGGAGGAGAAGCUGGAAAGGGAGCACUUCCGGAGAAUUAUCAACGCCUUCCGUUACUAUGGAAUUAAUAUGCAUGAAAGAGUGAAUCGUGCAGAAAGACAAUUUAGAUCCCUUCCAGCUAUGCAACAGAAAUUGUUACCUCAGUUUCUCCCUCACCUUGACAAGAUUCGAAAAUGUGUUGACCACAAUCAAGGGAUCUUGCAGUCAAUUGUGAAUGACUGUACCCGCAUGUUUGAAAAUAAAGAAUAUGGUGGUGAUGGAAAUGGAAAGAUUACACCAGCUUCAACUUUUGACAUGGAUAAAUUAAAAUCCACUCUGAAACAAUUUGUAAGAGAUUGGAGUGAAACUGGGAAACCUGAGAGAGAUUCUUGCUAUCAGCCUAUCAUUAAUGAAAUUGUAAAGAACUUUCCAAAAGACAGAUGGGAUCUCUCCAAAGUUAAUAUCCUGGUACCUGGUGCUGGGCUAGGUAGAUUGGCCUGGGAAAUAGCUAUGCUUGGUUACACUUGCCAAGGAAAUGAAUGGAGCCUCUUUAUGCUUUUUUCUUCUAAUUUUGUUCUCAACAGAUGCUGUGAAACUAAUUCGUGUAAAUUAUAUCCCUGGAUUCAUCAGUUCAGCAAUAACAAACGAUCUGCUGAUCAGAUACAGCCAAUUUAUUUCCCAGAUGUUGACCCUCACAGUCUUCCUCCUGGUGCCAACUUUUCUAUGACAGCAGGCGAUUUUCAAGAAAUCUACUCUGAGAGUAAUAUAUGGGACUGCAUAGCAACCUGUUUCUUCAUAGAUACAGCACAUAAUGUCAUUGAUUACAUUGAUACAAUAUGGAAAAUACUUAAACCGGGAGGAAUAUGGAUCAAUUUAGGUCCUCUUCUUUAUCAUUUUGAAAAUUUAGCAAAUGAAUUAUCUAUUGAAUUGAGCUAUGAGGAUAUAAAAAAUGUUAUAUUACAAUAUGGAUUCCAUAUUGAGGUGGAGAAUGAAUCUGUUUUGACAACAUACACUGUGAAUGAAUUAUCCAUGAUGAAAUACUAUUACGAAUGUGUGAUGUUUGUGGUUAGGAAACCAGAAAGCAGUAUCUGAAACAGACUAUCCAAAAGGAAUGUUGCUGGCAUUUUUCUUAAUAAUGUUAGCAGAACAUGAAGUGGCCUAUAAGGGAUGAUUGGACACAGCCUCUUAUCAGUGGUGCCUUCUUAUUCCUAACAGAAUGUAACUCUCUUUAUUUUCUUACUCUUUCCUUAUGGUAUCCAGACAUGCACUUCUGCGUUACUUAUAUUUGGGUUAUGAAUAUGGAGUUCAAAUAUCUAUGUAUUUUCUCUUUCAGUUUUAUUUAAUUGGUAAUUUCUGAAAGAUUGAUAUUUUAAUACAGCAUUACUGACAUACAUAAUUCUCCAUAAUAUACAGAAAUAUCUUCUACAUUUGUCUGAAAGAAACACUACUGGAUACAAAACUGGAUUCCCCCUCCUCCCCCACAUUGUAUAGAAAACAAAUACAAAUUUCACUUAAAAGUCAGUAUUUUGAUGAUUUUUCCAAAAGAUUUUUUUUUUAAUUUGAUUUGCAAAUUCUGCAAACAGCAUCAUGUGAAUUUGGCUGUUUAUAUCUCAGAGCCUUAGAAAAAAUAAGAACAGUUUGUAAAAACCUCACAUUUGUCCUCAGAAGUAUUUUUCAUACAAAACUGAUUGAUACAUGGAGCUGCAAUCCAUAAUAAUGUCGCUUUUGCCCAUGCUAUGUUAAGCAUAUGGAUAAAUAAUUUGAAAUACUGAUAUGUGGCAGCAACCACUAUAAAGUUACUACUUGUCUAAAUGAGACUAGUAAAGUUUGUAAAGUAAUUUGUCACAAAUCCCAAAAUGAAUGUUCUUAAGUAUUCCUAAAAAAUAUUUAGAAUUGAUCCAUAAUUUUAAGACAUUAUUUUUUGAUGGAAUGGAUUCAUAUGUAGCAAAACCAAAUUCUGUCUACAAUUCUUUUAAGACAGUGUUACUGGCAAUUGUGCUGAACUGCCCCACAUUGUGAUAUACUGUAUGUAUGAACAAACCGGAUAAUUAUGUUUUGAUAAAUGUACUAUCAGUCCUAGGUCUCAUGAUGUAACCUGUAGUCUGUUAUAAUUUUGCACUAAUCACCCACAUCCUUACUCUUUACUAGGCAUAACAUAAGCUUCUAGCUCUGUUUGGAUUUAUGCAUCCUUCAUUGCCAUGAAUUCUAGCUAUUUAAGUAUGCAAGUAUGCAAGGUUUCUUUAAAAUUAAUCCUAGGUAAAUCUGCUAUGGAAAUGAAUAUGCCAUUUCAAAGAUGUCAGGCACUCUUUUGUACACUGAAUCUAUCGACUUAGCUGGCAAAUACAAUCCAAAAUGCUUCCAGUGAGUGGAGCUAAGAAGAUAUAAUCUAGGGUACAUGAAUGGCUUUGGGAUGCCAAAUAAUACAAGAGAGUCAAAAUUUAUGGUGUUUCAUAUGCUAGUAAGGCCUAGUUAACUAUUAUGUGUCCUUUUUCAAGUUUAAAGAAAAUAAUUCUUGUUUCCUACUGUGCUUUAACUAAAAAUGGAAAGUAUUGCUCUGUGAGCAAAGUUGUUAGCUAUUUAAACUCAGAAUUCAAAUUUGCUUGUUAAGUUGCUUGGGUCUGUACAAACUGCAGAAUAUGAAGCCUUUGAACUUUUUUUUCCUUGACCUUUUAAGGAAAAUUGAAUUCCUCUAUUAGAGCAAGCUGAACUUAUUCUGUUAUAUCCCAGUAACAUCUGUAGAUACACAUUCAAAGCAGGUUGCUUUCAGUGCAAACUUACCUGGAAGUAAGUUCCAUUGACGUAAGUGGGACUCACUUCUCAGUGGGUAUCGGAUUUUUCUGUUAAUAUUUGCCUCCUCUCUUUGCUAAGUGUAGGAACAACACCUGUGGCUGCUUUUCAGUCCUAGAAAAUGCUCUUUCACAACAAAUUACUAUUGUCUGGAACUACUUUGAAACUGUUGUAUUUUAUGCAUCAGUGGUCAAAUAAUUUUACUGUACUUCAAGUUCUUAAAUUCAUCAGAUUUAUUUUUUACAUUUUUUGUUAAAAUUGCAAGCGUUAACCCUUUAGCUCUUUAAAUGAACAUGUUUUGUCUUUCCAAUUUUUUUUCCACUCCCCAUUCAAACUCCAGUUUUCAUGUGAAGUAUUUGUGUGUAUAUUUUGAAAUUCAGCAAUAACUAAUUUUUGAGGAAUAUUAAGAUUUUUUUCUUCUACAUAUACAAUACUUUCAGAAUAUGAACAUGGUAAUAAUUUCUGAAAAUUAGGAUUCACUCUCCAACACUGAUUUGUAGACUUCAUAUUCUAUAUCUUACAAUAGAACUAAUCAUGGAUUAAUCUUUGUUACUUCUUAUAUGUAUGUUUGCAUAUUCCUUGUAUAUUUGCAUACAACAGAAAAUUAUCUAUUUUGGUCAAAGGAGGCUGGCAGUAGUGAUCGUUUUAUGGUCAUGUGAUAUAUAACAUUUAAAGGUACAUAUACAGCCCCAUUAAAUGAAAGUAAAUUAAAAAAUGUAAAGUAUUCUGUAUUUCAAAUAACGACUUUGCAACCAUCUGUCUAUAUAUUAUUGCCACAUUACUUCCAACUAAUGUAGCAAGUAAAGUUUAUUUUUCUUCUAUUGGUCUGUGCUCCAGCUAUGACCACUAUUUUUCUGUUUUUUCUGUACUACUGACCUGGCUUUCCAUUGUGUAAAUUAUCUCUGAAUACCUUUUAUCAUCUUUUUAUUAGCUGAAAAUGACAUACAGUGGUGCUUAAAGGUUUGUGAACCCUUUU
Python bivittatus (Burmese python) is the source of this 4586-nucleotide messenger RNA. RefSeq names its product carnosine N-methyltransferase 1 (gene CARNMT1). NCBI's taxonomy places the organism in Eukaryota, Metazoa, Chordata, Lepidosauria, Squamata, Pythonidae. Gene Ontology annotation, cellular component: cytosol; nucleus. Gene Ontology annotation, molecular function: carnosine N-methyltransferase activity. The record is from RefSeq and is a predicted model, not a curated record. Gene Ontology annotation, biological process: carnosine metabolic process.